AUGGGUCACCAUGCACAGACCCAUCAAAGCCUUCAAAUGCUGUCUUUGGAUGACUGUAAGUUGAAUGACAUUGCCAUUAUUGGGGACCUGAAGGAAUUGAAUACCCUUAGAAUUCACAAUUCUGAUAUUCAACGAUUGCCCCAGGAAAUAGGGAGACUAAACCUGCUUAGGUCGUUAGACUUGAGCAAUUGUUCCAAGCUCAAAGUCAUUCCAGCAAACAUCAUAUCAGGCUUGUUUAAUUUGGAAGAACUGUUUAUGCGCAACAGCUUUGACCAAUGGGGUGUUGAAGGUAAUGUUAAGCUUAGUGAAUUGAAUCCUUUGACUCGUCUAACUGCUUUGGAUGUGCAUAUUCGUUCUGCUCAUGACAUGCCAGCAGAAUUAUUCUCCAAACAAUUGGACAGAUACAAGAUUCUAAUUGGGGAGGUCUGGGACUGGAAUGGAAAGUAUGAUAAGGAGAGGAUUCUGAAACUCAAGCUUACAAAGGGAGUUCGCUUGGAUAGUGGAGUUAAACUGUUGUUGCAGAAAACUGAAGACCUAUAUCUAGAUGAAUUGAAAGGCAUCAAGAAUUUGCUAUAUGAGUUGGAUGACACUGGUUUUCCACAACUCAAGAAUCUCCAUAUACAAAAUGGUUCAGAAAUUCAGUUCAUUAUUAACUCUAUAGCGAUGCCUUCUCGUAACAUCUUUCCUAUCUUGGAGUCAUUGUCUCUUCAAAAUCUGAUUAAUUUGGAGAAGAUAUGUCAAGGCGAACUUGAAGAAAUAUCUUUCAAGAGAUUGAAAAUCAUAAGCAUCAAAAGUUGUGAUAGACUGAAGAAUUUGUUUCCAUUCUCCAUGAUCAAAAUGCUUCUCCAACUUCAAGAAAUUAAAGUUACAAACUGCAAAAGCAUUGAAGAGAUUGCUGUUCAAAAGAGAGAGAAAGGUGCUAUUGUUGUUGAAAAGAGAGAGAAAAGUGCUAGUAUAGCAACGAAUAAAACAGAGUUUCUCCAAUUGCGAUCCUUAACACUGCAACUUCUACCAGAGCUUAGUAGUUUCUGUUCCAAAGAGAAGAGUCUUUCCAUUUAUCAACAGGAGCCGGUGAAUACAAGGCCUUGGCUACUUUUCAAUGAAAAGAUUGCGUUUCCUGUCCUUGAGAAUCUGCGGUUGUCCUCGAUCAACAUUGAAAGGAUAUGGCAGAAAACAUCUCAUUGCAGUCGCAAUUUGACAAGUUUGGUCAUUGAGGGUUGUGAUAACCUUAAACAUCUGUUGUCACCAUCUAUCGCUAGAAGUCUAUUGCAACUCACAAGCUUUGAGAUAAUUGACUGCAAGUGCAUAAGAGAGAUAAUAGUUCCAGAAGAAGAGGAAGAAGAAGAAAAAAAGAAAGCCAAGAGUUUCUUCCCUCAACUAAAUUCCCUUAAAAUGAAAAAUCUUGGGAACUUAGUUGGAUUCUGCUCAGAGAAGUAUUUUCUUCAGCUCCCUUCCUUGAAGCUUUUGGAGAUAGAGAAUUGCCCUCAAUUGAAGGAAUUCAUGAACAAAUCUAUGCGCACAGACGUCACAACUGUCAAUGAAACUGUAGAAAUAAACAUAGAGAGGGAUUAUCAUUUUGGUCCACAAGCUCUCUUUAACGCAAAGGUUGCAUUUCCUAACUUGGAGAAAUUGAAAAUCUGCCACUUGAAAACUGUAAAGAUGAUAUGUCACAACCCACACCCUACAGAUUCUUUUAGCAAAUUAAAAGAAAUGAAGGUUGGAUAUUGCAAUGAGUUAUUCACUAUUUUUCCAUCAAAUAUGGUGGGGGCAUUCCAGAGGUUGGAAACACUGAUAGUUAUCAGUUGUGAUUCACUACAACAUAUUUUUGAAAUCAAGGUAUCAGAUAUCAAAGAUAUACAUCCUCAAGCCACACAGCUAAGAGAAUUGUAUAUUUUUCAUCUUCCAAAACUGAAGCAUGUCUGGAAUGUGGAUCCCCAAGGCAUUCUUACCUUUCCAAGUAUACGUGCAGUAUAUGUUCGGGAUUGUUGGAGUCUAAAAACUCUUUUUCCAGCAUCAGUUGCAAAAGGUCUUCAAGAACUGGAAGAUCUUACAAUUGAUUGUUGUGGAUUGGAAGAGAUUGUUUCAGUGGAGGAAGGACUGAAACAAGCUGUAAAUAAAUUUGUCUUUCCUCAAGUCUGCUCUCUUACCAUGAGGAACCUGCCCGAACUUAAAUGGUUUUACCCAGCCGUGCAUGAAAUAGAAUGGCCAAAGUUAAAAAAGUUGAAGACUUAUCAUUGUGGCCAUGAAAAGUUACUUGGGAUAGAAGAACAUAAUCCUUAA
Messenger RNA from Durio zibethinus, 2280 nucleotides. RefSeq lists its product as uncharacterized. NCBI's taxonomy places the organism in Eukaryota, Viridiplantae, Streptophyta, Magnoliopsida, Malvales, Malvaceae. Gene Ontology annotation, molecular function: ATP hydrolysis activity; ADP binding. The record is from RefSeq and is a predicted model, not a curated record.